CUUGUCUUCUCAAUCCUUUCUCCUUUCUUUCUCUUUUGUAUUUUUCUCUCCCUACUAGUCCCUACUCUAAUUUUUCUCUAUUUGCACCCCCUACUACAUUCUCUAAUCUCUUCCAUAAACAUUCUCAUUCCAACUCUAAUUAUCAUCAUAAUAACAACUCACUUACAACAAUGACACAAUCAACAACAACCUCUUCAACAUCUUCACAAGAAUCACCACCAACACAUUCCAUUCAGAAACAAAGUCCAACACGGCCCAAAAGGCCCAGAGACGACGACAACAACGACAACAACAACAAACAUCCAACUUAUCAUGGAGUAAGAAAACGAAACUGGGGAAAAUGGGUAUCUGAAAUCCGCGAACCACGCAAAAAAUCAAGAAUCUGGCUAGGAACAUUCUCAACACCAGAAAUGGCAGCUAGAGCACACGAUGUAGCAGCUUUAACCAUCAAAGGAAAAACCGCAAUUCUCAAUUUUCCUCAUUUAUCAAACAUGCUUCCAAGACCAGCAACAUCAGCACCACGUGACAUUCAAGCCGCAGCAACCGCUGCAGCUGCUAUGGUUGACUUUGAUGACCCUGUCAUGCACGUGACAAGUUGUUCUGAAUCUGAAUCUGUUGAAGAACUUAGUCAAAUUGUUGAACUUCCUAAAAUUAAUGAAGAAGAUGAAGAUGACUCAGUUGAUAGUACUUGGGUUUAUCAUCAUCCUUCUCCGUUAAUUGGGUUUGAAGGAAUUGAAUUCUAUGCUACUUUUUCUGAUGAUUUUUUGUUACCACUUUGGGAUUAAAAUCAUAUGGGUUGUUUUCAAUUUCACCAAAUGUUCUACUUGUGGAACAUUAUUGUAAUAUAUUACUUUACUACACCGUACUUUCAUACAUUGUUAUGGAACAUUUUUCUCUCUUUGCAUAAUCUUUGGUGGCUUCCUCUGUUUACUAGAAAUGAACAAUGUGAAUGUAGAAUAAGUUUUAGCCAUAAUAAAAUAAUAAUGAACUUCAAAUAUUUUUUUGUGUUUGAUA
Messenger RNA from Medicago truncatula (barrel medic), 1014 nucleotides. Its product is annotated as ethylene-responsive transcription factor ERF036. The record is from RefSeq and is a predicted model, not a curated record. The transcript has a single exon. Gene Ontology annotation, molecular function: DNA-binding transcription factor activity; DNA binding. The coding region runs from base 171 to 785 and encodes 204 amino acids. NCBI's taxonomy places the organism in Eukaryota, Viridiplantae, Streptophyta, Magnoliopsida, Fabales, Fabaceae. Gene Ontology annotation, biological process: regulation of DNA-templated transcription.